UCAAGAAAAUGAAGUAAUUGAUUGCGGAAGCAUUUAGUAUUUUAUUAUUACAAAACCUGAUUUUUCUUUUAUUACAAGAUCAAAAGUGAAAUAUUAAUAAAGAGAUAAAAUCCUCAUAUCAAGAAUAAGCCAUGUUGCCCGAAAACAGUACAAUAAAAACCGAUCAUCCCGAUCACAUACAAACAGACCAAAACCACAUCAUGUCAGACACGCAUUUAAUAAAUAUGAAUUCAAAACUAACAGAUAAUUCUAUGACAGAAUUCUGUGAUAAAAUGAACUUACGGAUCGUCCGAGAAUUAUCGCUUUGUACCAAUCAUCUCACCUGCAUUCCGAAUAAUUUCUCUCAGCACUUGAGUCAUUUACAAAGAUUGGACAUCUCUAAUAACAAUCUCAAAGAAUUACCAAGUUCUUUCAAUCUUUUAAUGAAAUUAGAACACCUGAAACUCGACCACAACGAAUUUCAAACACUGCCGAAAGUUCUUGCGGAAAUUCGAAGUCUAAAGACCCUAAGUAUAUCGCACAAUAAACUCGAGGAACAUUCGGAAGACCUAGGAAGCCUAAUUAAUUUGGAAAGCCUAGAUUUGAGUUCCAACAAUUUAUCCUCACUUCCCUACUCUUUCGUGAGACUAAAUCGUCUUCGGGAACUCAAUCUCGCUGAAAACAAAUUCAAUAUAAUUCCAGAAUGCAUAAUAAAUGGAAUGCGAAAUUUGGAAUUUCUUGAUCUGUCGCUCAACAAGAAGAUCAAACUCAACGUUCCACCUUGCAGUCGAAUUUUGAGGAAAUUUGAUGCAAUGAACAAUGGAGUCUGUCGGAGAUUUCCUAGAUGGUUAUUAACAUCUAAAUUCUCGGCUCUUCAAGAAGUCAACUUGAAUGGAACGGAGUUUACAAAGUUUAAAUUUCCGGACGAAAAUUCACUCUUGAAUCUCAGGAGUCUCUCGAUGACCCAGUCAACAGUUUCUGACCAGAUUUUAGAAAAAUUGACGAGGAAUAUGAUUAGGCUCGAAAAACUGAAUGUUGGUAAUGAAAAUCCGGAGAAAGAGGGGAAUAUUUUGUGUAACCUGCCGGUCCAGCAAUUGAAGAAUCCUCAUCUUUUGCGAGAAAUUUAUAUUCCGGGAGUUGGUCUUCCAAUGAUGGGUCGAUCAGUCGCGGAUUUGAGGAAUAUUACAAUCAUGGACAUCGGCCGAAACAGGAUUGGUUGGCUGCCUGACGAAUUUUGCCUACUACAGAAAUUAGAAAUUUUGAUUAUGGACAACAAUGGGCUCUCGAUACUUCCAGACAAUUUUGGAAAUUUGGUGGCACUUAAAGAAUUGAUUGCGAACUCUAAUCGUCUUUCAAAUUUACCAGACUCUAUGGGCAGUUUGAAGAAACUUUGUUUUCUGGAUUUAUACGAAAAUGAUUUUACCGAAAUGCCCGUGGAUUUAGACAAUUUAGAAAAUUUGGAAGGUCUCGAUAUGGAAUAUAAUUUCUUCUCUACUGAAAGUUUAAUGGUCAGAGGCAUAUCGUACGAAGUUAUGCGAAAAUCAAUCCAGGAAAGGUAUGAGAGCUAUUCCCAAAGAACUGUUGGGACGAAAGUUCGACCAGAAGAAAACGAUUAUGCGAAUUCUGUUUGUUCUACUUCGAGCCUGAAGUCGGAAUUCUAUCGUGAAAUUGACAAGGAUAGCCCAGACGCGAUCUACCUGGCCGAUGAUAGUAAUUUAGAAGAAAAUUGGGAAUUAUCGGAAGACUCGACUGAAGAUUACGAACCAAAUUGUAUUACUGCACAAAAGUACCGUUAUACCACUUCGAUGGUACCAACCAAGUUUAGUGAGCAUUUUUUCUGCCCUGCCGAUCUUCACGUUAUGCCUAUUCAAGAACAGGUUUUGUACAUGCGAGAUGAUGCAAUAUCGAUGCCUAAUUUCGAAGAAGGUCAAUUUGAUGACGCUUGAAGAUUAGCUUAUGUCAAUUAAAUUUUAUUAGUUUUUAUAAAUUGUCUAUAAAAUAUGUAAUAUUUAUCCGAUUUAUACCUUAUCAACAUUUUUCCGCAAAAGUUACAUCCACACGAAUUGAGAUUUCGAGUUGAAAAUAUAGGAAAUUGAUUAGAAGGUAUUAAAAAACAUAUUUUUGGUAAUAAAUUUUUGGAAAUACUAUAAAAAAUUUCUAAAAGUUUUUUAACAUUAUUUUUCUUGUGAAGUUUCGGAAAUUGAAGACCAGAAAGUGGUUCCUUAAUGUUUUUUAUUUAAUUUCAUAAAUUUUUAACUCGAAAUCCUAAUUUCUGUGGACGUGAAUUGUUUUUGAAAAAAUAUAAGGAAGAUAGGAAUCUGGUAGGUAUUAUUUAAAAGAAAAUCCAACAUUAUAGAGUGGUCAAAAAAUGUAUUGGAUUUUUUUUCUCAAAUUUUCAUGCAUAUCCCCACAAUUUUUU
Molecule: messenger RNA, 2398 nt
Organism: Belonocnema kinseyi
Lineage: Eukaryota; Metazoa; Arthropoda; Insecta; Hymenoptera; Cynipidae
Product: protein lap1-like
Exons: 5
Coding region: 132-1925 (597 amino acids)
Molecular function (GO): protein binding
Source: RefSeq, a predicted model, not a curated record